CAGUUUCAUACCCUCCCACCUGAUGAGAACAUGGACAGAGGGUGGAGCUUGGGUGUUAACAGCAGAACUUUGACUCCAAGGAAACCACCAGUGCCUCCCUUGAGCUAUACACGAUAGCAGCGAACCAGGAACUUGCCAGGGUGUUGACCUGCCAAGUACCAAAUCUACAAUGAAGACCUCACUCUCCACUGAGAGCUGAAGAUGACUUUUCACACUCUAACCAAACUUAAGAAGAAGCUGUCCAGCUUGAAACCCACAAAAAGCACCAAUGAUCUCAACACGAAAGGAAAGCUUAACUUCUCCCAGCCUGGAGGAUUCAUUCUUUCCCUUCUCCUCAUCAACUCCUAUUACCCGGCAUCGCAUCAUGGGCCCAGGGGUCAGAGCAAACAACCUGCUGACAUCCCACACAGACCAUGACAGCAGCUCAACUAUGCUGGAGAAGGAUCUCAUCCUGGCAGCUGAAGUGGGCCAGGCUCUUCUGGAGCGGAAUGAGGACCUGGAAGCUCAGCUGGAACAGAUGAAGAGAGACAUGGAGGCUUUACAGCAGGAGAAGCACAUGCUACAGAGACACCUGGAGGUAAGGGAGCUAGAGGCAGGGCAGAGGGAGGCAGAGCUACAGGCUGAUAUCACCUCACUACGACAACAGUUUGAUCAGAAGCACAACCAGGGUCGAGACCGACGCCGUGAAGAAAGUGAGCAGCUUACACAACUGUCCAAUCACAAUCAGAAGUUGGUGGAGCAGUUGGCCGAGGCAGUGUCGUUGGAGCACUCUCUGCGCCUUGAGCUGCGCUCUCUAAGAGAGGAAAUGGAGGACACGAGUUUCAGCAGAUCAAUAAGCUCUGCUCGCCUGGACACCCUGCAAGCAGAGAAUCAAGUUCUAAAAGAGCGUUGCUCCAACAUGGAGAAGCAGCUGAAGUCAUCAGAUGAGGACAACGAGAGGAUGAGGAUGGAGAGGGACGGACUUCGUGCAAGACUCCUCGAACUCCAGACCAACCUGAAAGAAAAGGAGGGUGAGCUGGAGCAGCACCAGAGUGAGGCGUUCCAGUUGCGCACCAUGAAUCGGAGCCUCCAGCAGAAAGUCCAGGCAUUAGGAGAAGACGCCAGUCUCGAGGAGAUCACAUGCUUCCCCAUGUCCCUCCAGAAUGAACUGCAACAGUCUCAGGCCAAAGAAAGCAUCUUGGCCCAUUCUGCUGUCCUGCAGGGGAAAGAGGAGGAGAUUGAAAGACUAAAGAAGGAGCUUGAAUCCAGCCAGGAUGAAUUAGCAGCACUAAGAGAGGAACUGAAGCUGUUCCGCAGUGAUCCCAGCAAACCACCCUACAGUGCUUUGGAGAAAGAGCUUGCAUUGGCCCGGCAGGAACGUGACACACUCAACCAGCAGCUCCUGAACACCAUCAGACACAAGGUGGCUCUCUCUCAGGAAGUUGAAUCAUGGCAGGAGGACAUGCGUCUGGUGAUAUCCCAGCAGGUGCAGCAACAGGUACAAGAAAGGGAGAAGGAGAAGGAGAAACAGAAGAUGGCAUCGUCUCUGCAAAGAAACAGUCGCACAAGCAGGUCUUUCCGUUUACCAAGAGAGGAGGGGAAGAAGAGCUUCUUCUCUUCUCUGUUUGGUGGGGAAUAAAAAAAAAGUUGACUGACGACAAAAAAACAGGAUGAGGAAAAGUGAAACAGGACGAAGCACAUACUGAAGGGAAGAGUUAGAGGACACGAAACUACUGAAGGGAAGAGUUAGAGGACACGAAACUACUGAAAGGACAAAAAGCAACUUUCAUGGGUAAAUAUUCUGUCCAGGACUGUAAGUAAUAGGAAGCAGACAAAACAUGGCAUAAUGGCAUGGCAUUUAUGUAUAUUUAUUUUGUCUAUAUUCAUUCUUGUUGUACAAAAUAUGACACAAAUGUUUAUUAUGAAAAUAAUGUUGAUAAAUGCCUUUAUAUAUUUAA
Messenger RNA from Pangasianodon hypophthalmus (striped catfish), 1937 nucleotides. It is a transcript of the gene bicdl2, whose product is annotated as BICD family like cargo adaptor 2. The record is from RefSeq and is a predicted model, not a curated record. Lineage: Eukaryota; Metazoa; Chordata; Actinopteri; Siluriformes; Pangasiidae. Gene Ontology annotation, biological process: Golgi to secretory granule transport; vesicle transport along microtubule. The transcript is spliced from 11 exons. Bases 269 to 1618 code for a protein of 449 amino acids.